Culex quinquefasciatus (southern house mosquito) is the source of this 3634-nucleotide messenger RNA. RefSeq names its product neurogenic locus protein delta (gene Delta). Gene Ontology annotation, cellular component: membrane. Gene Ontology annotation, molecular function: calcium ion binding. The transcript is spliced from 7 exons. Lineage: Eukaryota; Metazoa; Arthropoda; Insecta; Diptera; Culicidae. The record is from RefSeq and is a predicted model, not a curated record. Gene Ontology annotation, biological process: Notch signaling pathway; multicellular organism development; cell communication. Bases 762 to 3263 code for a protein of 833 amino acids.
CUUGCCUCGUGUUAUUCUCAGUUGUAGAAAUGACGUUGAAGAGAGAGGUCGUGUUUUAUUGUCGCUGCUGCUUGUAGUGCUAGAAAAGAUCUUCCGUGAAAGGCAAAUAAAAAAUCAAGCAAGGAAGGAAAUUGCAUUUAACGGUGGGGGAAAAACUGUUUUCUGCGCUUUGGGAACCCUUUCUCGAGGCCGUACCGUGUGUUCGUGUGUGUGCGGACAGCGUCUCUUCUUCCAUCGCGGGUUGCCGCCGCUUGCUUGGAUUUUGUGAUCCCGGUGCCGGUUUUUUGUGUUUUGCGACGCGCUCGGUGAAAGCAUUUUUUUCUGCUGUCCAAUGGAUUUUGGUGGCAAUAGAAGAAAUUGCAUUAUUAUUGGCCUGCUGGGAUGAUUUUCGAUGUGGUGUAGACAACUUUUCCCCGAUAUCCGGAUUAACAUGGUGAAGUGAGAAAUAAAAAAAAGGAAGAACAAGGAAUCUGUUGAGAGUGGCGAAGGCGAUUGUGAUCAAUCGUGAAAAAUAGAAAAAAAGCCAGGUGUUACAAUGUUACGGCGACUGAAGAGAAAUAAUUAGAAAUCAGUGUAUCAUGACGAAGUGCCGAUGAGCGUUUUAUCUCUUCCACCUAAUAGUGAAUUUUAAUCGACUACCGCUCCUCUCUAACUGAUCCGCCAACGUCCUCGACUCCGACGACCGUGUGUGAUAAAUUGUACACCACCUUCCACCCUCGUCUUCCCGCAGCUGCACCAGGGAGAAGAACGUGCUUAGCACAAUGAAUAGAAUCUACUUUGGAUCGGCUUUAUGUUUAACGCUGUUGCUUUUCAUCGCUGAGACUGAAUGUUCGGGACUUUUCGAGCUAAAGCUCAAAUAUUUCAACAACGAGCGAGGGGUGGAUAACGAGGGAGCUUGCUGUUCGGGGCGGUCCGACCCGGUUAGCGGGAACUGUAUCGGGGCAUGCAAGACACGGUUUCGGGCAUGUUUGAAGCAUUACCAGGCCAAAAUCGAUCCGUCCUCGCCGUGCACGUUCGGCAACGUUAUUACACCCGUGCUGGAAGGCAACUCACUCAACCUGACCGAGCGGAGCAAGCAAGUGCCAUUCGAGAACCCGAUCCGGUUCCCGUUCGAGUUUGGUUGGCCGGGCACCUUCACGCUGAUAGUUGAAGCAUGGCUUGAUACGAACGAAACGACAUCCAGAGCGCACGGUGUUUUAAUCUCACGACUGUCGAUCCAGCGGGUUCUAGACGUGUCGCCGGAUUGGACCGAGGACAGCUAUAACUCAUCGUACACGACAAUACAGUACGCCUUCCGUGUCACCUGUGACUCAUCGUACUACGGGCCGGGAUGUGCCAACCUGUGUCGGAAGCGUGACGACCAGUUCGGCCACUACACUUGCUCCCCGAACGGCGAGCGGGUGUGCCUCACCGGCUGGCAGGGCGACUACUGUACGACCCCCCGUUGCACCCCCGGAUGUGAUGAGCAGCACGGCCAUUGCAAUAAGCCCAAUGAAUGCAUCUGCCAGUCCGGAUGGAAGGGAGAGCUGUGCGACGAGUGCGAACCGUACCCGGGCUGCAUGCACGGAACCUGCAAGAAGCCGUGGGAGUGCCUGUGCAACGAAGGCUGGGGCGGUUUGUUCUGCAACCAGGACUUGAACUUUUGCACCAACCACAAACCGUGCCAGAACGGUGGAACCUGCUUCAACACGGGCCAGGGCUCGUACACGUGCAAGUGUCCACCGGGCUUUACCGGCACCGAGUGCGAAACGGUCAUCAGUGAUUGCGCGGCCACGCCAUGCCUCAACAACGGAGUGUGUCACGACGAGAAGCAGGGAGGUUACCGGUGCGAUUGUCCCAACGGUUGGAUCGGAGCUCACUGUGAGAAGGAAACGGUAACGUGUGCGGAGAAGCCCUGCCUGCAUGGGACGUGCAAAGACACUCUUCAAGGGUUCAAGUGCGAUUGUCCGGCCGGAUACAGCGGAACGGCUUGCGAGGUCCAAAUCAACGAGUGCAAUCCAAGCCCGUGCGAGAACGGUGGCGUUUGCUCGAACCAAGGAGACUCCUUCAGCUGCAAGUGUUCCGAUGGGUACAGUGGAACGAGAUGCGAAGUAAACAUUGACGACUGCCAGGGAAAUCCGUGCAAUAACGGCGGCUCUUGCGUGGAUAUGGUUAACCAGUUCCGGUGCCAGUGCGUUCCCGGUUUCAUUGGAUCUUUGUGCGAGAACCGAGUCGAUUUGUGCCUCACGAAACCCUGCGCCAACGGAGGAACCUGUACGAACCUGAACAACGAUUACAGCUGCAAGUGCCGUCCCGGAUUUACCGGCAAGGAUUGCAGCGUAGACGUGGACGAGUGCCAUUCAUCGCCUUGCAAAAAUGGUGGGACGUGCGUGAAUCGCGUAAACAGCUAUCAGUGCGUAUGUGCGGGAGGAUUCCGGGGUGCGUCGUGUGACGAAGAAGCACUGUCAGCCAGCUGGGGCUCGGCAACUGGAAGUAUAUCGGCGCACAUGGCAGGAGGUCAUCAGGAGGCACACAGCGGCCGAAGUGACGGCCUGAGCAGUGGCCAGAUUGUGUUGAUUGCCAUCUUUUCUGUUGCAACGCCAUUGGCCGCAUUCAUCGCGACGGCCGUAGUGAUUUGCAUGAAGCGCAAACGUCGACGAGAACAGGAAAAGGACGACGCUGAAGCCCGCAAGCAAAACGAACAGAACGCUUCACACAUGACGCACCACCACCACAACUCAAUGUCUUCACCGAAGAGGAGCAGCAACAGCGCUCUCACAAAUCUCGACACUUCCCACCAUAUGAUCAAGAACACCUGGGAUAAAAGCGUCAACAACAUGUCCGCCUCGGCCAGUUUAGACGACGGAUGUCUAAUGAACAGCAGCCUGUACGGAGCGCUGCCCGGGACUUACGACAGCAACCCUUCCAGCAGUGAACAAUGCUACCAGGCUGCCGCCAUUCCAGCCACCCUGCAACGUGCCAAAUCGCAAAAACAGCUCAAUACCGAUCCUAUAGUAAUGCAUCGAGCAUCGCAAAUGAUCGCCACCGGAAGUGGUACGACGGCCGGCGGUCAAUCGUCGCAGCACGUGGCCGGACCGAUCGCCGGCGUUUCCAGCGCUGGGGUCAGUUCAUCGUCCGCAGCGGUUUCGGUGGUGAAUCCGAAAGAGAUGCUGCUCGAGAAGCGGAUAUCGGUGCUGUCGGACGUUAGCCUGUGCAACAGUCGGUGGAGCGGGGCGCCCCAGAAUCGGCAGAUCAUCGGCCCCUGCAGUCCGCCGCACGUUUAAAACUUUUAAUCAUUGAACGCUUCGGUUUUAUAAGAGAUCUCUUUUUUCCCUUUGCUCUUGUUAUACGUUGAAGAUGCGUAUAUUUGUAAUUAUUAAUAUUAAGUUUUUUUUUUCCUCUUAACUAGAAUCUUACAAACUGAAUUGACGGUUAAAUCAUGUAACUUCAACAUCCUACAGAGUUAUAACGAAAUGUUAUUAAGUUAGCUGUGAAUUUCGAUGUUCUUAAAAAACGAACUGAAAAUGUAAAUCAUGAAUUUUCAAUGGAAUAAUUAGGUUAAAACAUUUAUCAAAAGAAACAAAGUGGUCAUGACAAAUUGUUGGAAGCCCCACUUGUAUCAUUUUCAAUAAAAACCAAUUCCAACCAAAUGGAA